This is a messenger RNA of Pseudomyrmex gracilis, 2212 nucleotides long. RefSeq lists its product as uncharacterized. Lineage: Eukaryota; Metazoa; Arthropoda; Insecta; Hymenoptera; Formicidae. The transcript is spliced from 4 exons. The record is from RefSeq and is a predicted model, not a curated record. Bases 393 to 2069 code for a protein of 558 amino acids. Gene Ontology annotation, biological process: cell surface receptor protein tyrosine kinase signaling pathway; positive regulation of MAPK cascade. Gene Ontology annotation, cellular component: cytoplasm.
AUAACGUCGUGCAAUAUACUACUUUAAUAUACAUAUACAUCAUAUCGGCACAACGGCAUAUCGUCGAAUCUCGGUCGUCGUGUUCGCGGUGGUCGCUUGGUGUUUAAACCUAGUGUUAACAGCCGCGUCCUCGUCAACUGUCAAGUGCUCUACGUUACCAUGGGCUGAAUCUCUCCUCUCGCGAUAUUUCGAGAAUCAACGACGAGCACGUGACGGCUGAUAAAGAAAGUCCAAGUAUUUUAACGGUGAAAAAAAAUUGUUCAUUUCUCUCUCUCUCUUUCUCUCUCUCCCUCUUUUCGCUGGUUGCGUGAACAAAGAGUUCGUUUUCCGCGACCACGAGGAACAAGUUUUCGACCGAUUUCGAGGAGAAACUGAUGUUUUGAUCGCCCGCAAUGGAGCCCGAGGAACCUCUAAUGCAAGGGAUCCUGUUGUUACCGCCACAGGGAAUGCUAGGCCAGCUCAAGAAAACAUGGCACAAACGAUUUUGCCAGCUUUUCAGGACAAGCAACUAUGGGAUCAAACGUGUAGAAAUUUAUGACAAUCAAGAGGAAGCAAUAUUACAAUCCCAUUCCCCACGUAUCAUCACGCUGGAUGCCUGUAUAAAAAUUGCUCCUAGCAAUCAGUCACAUGUCUUUACUGUGGUGAUUAAAUCAGGAGUGACACACUAUUUUGGCUGUUAUUCGGAAAUAGAAAUGACACACUGGAUUACAGCAUUCCAACUAGUUGCCUUUAAGGAUAGUGUAUCAAAUCAACUAGAAGAAAACAAUGAUCUGUAUUGCACCAGCGGAGAAGGUGUAUUUUCUGUGAAAGUUGUUGAGACAGACGCAUCUAAGCGAUGUGGAUUAGAAGCGAGAAAUUAUACGUUGGUAGUUGCAGCUGCAGAUAUGAAAUUGAUGGACGGCGAUGUUGUCUUGUUUACCUGGCCGUACAGGUAUAUUAGAAGAUACGGGUACAGAGACGGCAAAUUCAUCUUCGAGGCUGGAAGAAAGUGCGAAAGUGGCGAAGGUUCUUUUCGUUUAGAACAUAGUAGUCAACAAGAAAUUUUUCGAUGCAUGUAUGCUAAAAUGAGAUCCAUGAAAAAGUUACUGAACGAGGAGAACAAUCCAAGCAUAGAAUGCAACGAUGCUCAGUAUCAUGCGGCCUUAUCUAUGGAACCUGGUUCCAGGGCUGCUUUACCUCCUUCUUCGAAUAAUUCCAGCAACUUAAUCGACAUAGAAUUUUCUACUUCACAAAAUUCUCAAAAACAGUUAACUUCGUUGACAAGUAUAGAUUCAAUUUCAUCGAGUAGAUCGACAAAUAAAUCGAAGCCCGCCAAACCUCCGCGAAAAUAUGUGUUUCCUAAUUUGUUGGAGAAAAAGAAUCCUGAUUCAGAAUUUCUGGAUUUACCCACAUGUGGAGAAUAUAGAACUUUAAGCCAAGCUAAUUCGCCAGAAUUAUCUCACAAGACUAUCGGAGGAAGUGUUUCGCACGAGGAGGAAGGGAAAAAUCCAUACGACUUAGUAGAAAUUAGAAAUGACGCUUGGAAGACUCAUGGCAUUGAUAACGUGCAUCAUACUGAACGAAUAAAUUCGAGUUUACCCGGGGAAAGGAAUAAAGAAAACGACGAUGAUGAUAUGCAAUACGAAAUCAUGAUGCCUAUACGGAAUCACGAUGGGCCAUUUCAAAAUUCUGUCAAAAACAAAAGUGGUUCUAGCGAUUCCGCGAUCACCACAUCGUCAAUGGUAAAAAACGUCACCAAAACGGAUGAAUCAGAUUAUGAUAAGUUGGAACACUUCGGAUCCGCGCCUAAACUUGGAUAUAAGUAUACGAAUUCUUCACAAAGCAUACAUUCCAACACUUCUCACGGACAAAGUUCCAAUCUUAUUAGUUCAGCAUGGUCUAAUUACGAUAUCGUUGAAGACAUGUCGGCUGUUAGAUUAGCCGACGAUAGCCAUCUUGGUUACGGAAUGAUUCGAAAAAAGUUGGAUAUUUCCGAGACAGUUUCCACUGAUAAUACCGUAAGUAAUCCCCAGCAUAAAGUUUUUAACAAUAGCGAAUAUGCAAUAGUAUCAAAACCAAAACGGGUGUAAGCUAUUAAAAUUAUAUAUCACAUAUCAAUUCAGAGAGCAUUAUGACCAAUUUUUUAAUUUAAAUUUGAAAGGAAACUGAGUCUUAAUAAUCAUAUGUGCUAGUCUGUAUCUCUCUUAGUUAUAAUAGGAUACAAAUAUUUCUC